AUGGCUGUACUUCUAUUAAGUUUGGCUUGUGUACUCAACGGAAUGAUAUCCAGAGAGUGCCAACCGAGUAGAGCAUACAGAUUGUUUUGUUAGUCAAGAUAUGUUCAAAACAUCAACAGGCACAAGAAAAAUUGACUGUACACUGCGAUACUUUUAUUCUUUUGCGUUAAACCAGCAAUGAUACGACACGGAGCUAGAUUCUUUGGAUUAUGACGUGACGUUUGGUCCAUUUUUUUUUUGUGUGGUUGAUUGUGAGAAAAAUUCUGCGGUUCUGUUACUAAUCUACCAGUGGUAUCAUACGAAAUCGGAUGAAAAUUAUACGAAAGUUUGAGGUCAAAAGAAUAUGAGCAAGACAAGCUCCAAGGGGAGCAGUGCAAGGAUAGGCACUCUACUAGAGCAACUACAAAAGCUGUGUCUCGCAGGUUCCGAGGCCAAGUAUGAUCAAGAGAAGCUUGAUGUCGAACAGUUGCGUUACGUUACGAAUAAAAUUCAGCAACUUUUGUCUUCUCAAGAAAAAUGCCGCAAGGAUCUGACAACAAAAUUUAGAGAUGGACUGUCAACACUGCUUUUAGUUCUAGAGAUGUCAGCAGAUACACAACUCAUGCUGAACAUUUUGGGUUGUCUGUGUGAACUGUUAACCACAGGUAAAAGGGCAUCUGUUCUUGCAGCCAAGGGUACUGUAGAUAUCAUACUAAGAGUGAUUGUGAGUGCUAGUAAAGAAGCAUCAGUUUGUGAAGAGGCCUUGCUGCUUUGCCAUGUCAUUUUAACAAAAGUUGGGCCAAAAGAUCGUAAACUUUGUGUGAAAGCUCGUUUGACUGGAGCUCUCCAAGUCACAAUGAAUAUGGUGAAGAACAAUACAACAUUCUUUAAGGUUCUACAACCUGCAUUACAAGUCCUUAAACUUUACUCUGCCAAUUCUGUCAACUGCAAUGCCCUGGCCAAAGCAGGAGCUGUUGGUGUUCUGUUUAGAGUGGUUACCAGCUGUGGUCACAAGAGGGUUAUCUGUUUAAAGUUGGUGUUGGAGAUAAUUGCUACCCUUGUAAAAUCAAAGAGCUGUGCAUCAAAAGCAGUCAGCUAUGGAGCUGUUCCACUGCUGUUACAAAUGUUUUGUGAUUGGCAAAGAACAGAUCAUCAUCACAGACAGACAAACAUCAGAAAAGCUAUUCUGAAUGUGAUCAAGAAUAUCACCAUGUCAAGAAGUGGUAAGAAGGCGUUUAUCCAAGCUGAUGGUAUUAAAACCCUGUACACUUUGUCACUGGAGACUUUGGAGUGCCGCGAACUUGAAGGGGUAAACAAUCUCAGCAGCCAGAUUCUACGAAGAUGUUUUCCAACUAACAAGCUUCCGUUGUCAACCUUAUCAUCACCACUGACAUUUGCUCUGUUAGAUUUAGACAGCGCUGGCCACUCAGCUGUAGAAGAUCUACUGGAUGAUAGUGGGGAAGGUGAGUCUACUGAUGUGGAAUCAGAGGAAGAAGAAGAUGACAGUGGUAGUGCAAGUCAAGAUGAUAAAGAAGGGCUUGAAAAUGGCAACAAGGGUAAAAAGCCUGAGAUUAAUUCCUCAAAUCAGAGCAAACAAGUCAAGACAAGAGAUGAUCUGGCUAUGUAUGAAAAGUACUUCCCAGAACUGUUUGAAUUUCAGGUUGAAGUUGCCGAGCCAAUGGAAGAUGACAUGGUAACAUCAUCAUAUCCAAUAGUAAUUCCAACAGGUUCUGAAGAGCCCUUGUCCUGCUCGCCAACCGGACCAAGCCAUCUGUCAAACCAGCUUGAUUCUAUGAAUUUUGAAAGUCCACCAACUUUGACACAAGCCACAGCGACACAAGAAGAGCUUACUCAGGAAGAGAGAUCUUCAUCCGCGAAUUUCACCGCUAAGGUUGAUAACAAUGGUACCUUUGAAAGUGUGCUGCCAAUCGUCAAGACACCAUCACCUGAUGUGUACGGCCAUUAUCCACCGUCCGAGCCUGAACCACUGGGACAGAAAAAAACUGGACUACAGAGAACUAUGAUCUUUAGGGACAUUGCACGACAGAUUCAUCCACAGAGAGUGAUAAACAAAGUUGUAUUUGAUCUGGAUCAGCUUUUAAGACGACCUGGUGACCCUGGAGGAGCACAUGACAACGGGUUAUUAGCUGUGGCUAAAGAGCAACUCAAAUUAGGACAUGCACGGAAACAUAGCAACUCCAGCAUCUCUGAAGGAGAAAGAUCCACUCCUGAGGAGACGGCCAGACCGCUGAAGUUUGAAUCACGGUUUGAGAGUGGCAAUCUACGCAAGGCCAUUCAGGUGCGGGAUUAUGAGUAUGAUCUGGUUCUAAAUCCUGAUAUCAACUGUAAACACCAUCAUCAGUGGUUUUAUUUUGAGGUUAGCAAUAUGGAUGCUGAUAUUCCUUACAAAUUCAACAUCGUUAAUUGUGAGAAGAUCAAUAGUCAGUUCAACUUUGGUAUGCAACCAGUGAUGUAUUCCACAUUAGAAGCUCAGGAAGACCGCGUCGGCUGGGUUCGAGUCGGGACUAAUGUUUGUUAUUAUAGAAAUUACUUCACACGGAGCCGUGAGGUGACUGGUGGACCGACCGGCAAAACCUACUACACGUCAACUUUCACCGUGACCUUCCCUCACACAAAUGAUACAUGUUACUUCGCUUAUCACUACCCCUACACCUUCACUAUGCUUCAGAGUCACUUAUCACGCUUGGAGUCCGGUUUUAGUACAAACGAUAUCUUUUACCGCCGCUUGACUCUGUGCAGCACUUUGGCGGGAAAUCCUUGUGACGUCAUCACCAUCACGGCACAGCCUCGGGGCAGAGAUGCAAAAUCCAUUGAACUUCUGAGGAACAGGCCAUAUAUUUUCCUCACAAGCCGUGUUCAUCCCGGCGAAAGUAAUUCAAGUUGGGUCAUGAAAGGAGUUCUAGACUUUUUAAUGAGCAACUUCUACACUGCACGUCAUCUGCGGGAGACUUUCAUCUUCAAGAUUGUACCCAUGCUUAACAUCGACGGAGUCAUCAAUGGCUGCCACCGAUGUUCUCUGUCGGGUGACGAUUUAAACAGGCGCUGGAUCAAUCCCAGCAUGCUGCUUCACCCCACUAUUUAUCACGUGAAAGGAUUGCUGUUGUACUUACAGUCUAUUGAAAAGACCCCUUUGGUUUAUUGUGACUUCCAUGGUCAUUCACGUAAGAAGAACGUAUUUAUGUAUGGCUGCAGCACAGCUGCCACACUGGCUGCCAGUUCGUCUAGUUCUGGUGAAGUCGACAGUAGUGACUUGGUAGAUUCUGUCAGGGAACGUGUAGCUGAACUAUCUGGCUCCGAAUCCACCAGUAGCAUGGACCCGAGUGACAUAGAGGAAGAUCCCGGAUAUAGGACAUUACCUCGAGUUCUUCACAACAUUGCACCAGCGUUUUCGCUGGGCAGCUGUAGUUUCAUUGUGGAACCGUCCAAAGAAUCCACGGCCAGAGUUGUGGUGUGGAGAGAGAUUGGAGUGGUCAGGAGUUAUACCAUGGAGAGUACAUACAGUGGCUGUGAUCAGGGACCUUAUAAGGGUUACCACGUGGGAACAAGAGAACUGGAGGAAAUGGGCCGUUUCUUCUGUGCCGGGCUUCUCCGUGUUGGACGCUCCUACUUCUAUCAAAACAACCAGCAACAAUCGCCAUCAAACGACAAUGCAGAUGUGAUGCGUAAUGCUGAUAGUUCGUGGAUAAGGACAAGUGAGCUGUUUGUUCCCUGUGAACUCGUCACAAGUGGAGUUGUCGUUUGAUUGUAAUAUAAUUCUUGAAAACACAUACUAGAAGAGCAGCAGUCAAGCGUCGGCGCGUGUGUAAACGUUGUAGUGACUGGGUGUUGUACUUUCAGGCUGUAAGAACCAGGUUGUCUCACACGAGUUACAAACAACCACAUGAGCCAGUAAGUCACGGUGUUUCACAAGCUUAGAACAUUUUUGGUAAAUCUCAAAACGGAAUGGUAAAUCAAUAAGAUACCUGUACUUGAAUUAGGUUUGUGUUCGAAAAGUCUCGAGUUUUCCUUCUGCCCACUUUUGUUUCCCUUCACAGAUUUGAACGUUUCAAUUGUCUGUCACAUAGUUUGCGAGACGCGGUUGUUUCUUAUGUUUCCCUUAAAAUUUUACGCGGGAAAUUGGCGCGCGGGCGGCCAAAAUUGUUCCCCUCGCGCAUGCCCUAGAUUUGAUGGCAGUGUUAUGCUCAAAUACCUAAGGAAUUCA
Pocillopora verrucosa is the source of this 4201-nucleotide messenger RNA. RefSeq names its product cytosolic carboxypeptidase 1. Lineage: Eukaryota; Metazoa; Cnidaria; Anthozoa; Scleractinia; Pocilloporidae. Gene Ontology annotation, molecular function: metallocarboxypeptidase activity; zinc ion binding. Gene Ontology annotation, biological process: proteolysis; protein side chain deglutamylation. The record is from RefSeq and is a predicted model, not a curated record.